GAAAACUGUGGUUAGAUUAAACUUCAGAUUAGUCGUAAUAGAGGCAACUGGUUAUAGUUUGGAUUCGGGUUUUAAUCUGGUAAAUCCCUGGUUGAAACGACUGGUUGUUGUUAAGGUCAGAGUUAGCCUCAUCUUGAAGUGAUUGUGAAACUGACUUCUACCCAGCACCGACCCGGGGUCUCAUGGUUGACGCAGAUCCCCGACCAGUUGAAUGAGUGGAUUUUAAAGUAGAAAACCAUAGACUGUAUAUGGUAGAAACCAGUAUGAAUGGUCGUUUUGUGUCCGGUAGAAAAACGUGUCUUUAACCCGGUGGUUUCCGGCUUCACAGUCCGAGCAGCGCAGCGUUGAACCCCGGGCUCGGUCAUUCUGAAGCUAGCUAGCGGCUAACGUUAGCAUCCGGAGCAGAAGCUGGUGACCGGACUCUCUCCACGGUCCUAACAUCAUGCUUCCCCGGGCGGGUAAAGACUUUUUGGUGCGGAUACAGUUCUUCUGGCGGCCGCUUUUCCAGGGCCGGUACCUGCUGCUCACCAACACCCUGAGUGGAGGAAUCAUGCUGUCACUGGGAGACAGUCUGCAGCAGAGCCGGGAGAUCCGCAAAGAGCCAAAAACAAUCAGAGACUGGAAGAGGACAGGCUCCAUGUUUGUGGUGGGCUGCUCCAUGGGUCCUCUGCUGCACUACUGGUACUCCUGGUUGGACAGAUUCUACGUGGGCAGAGCCAUGCACACGGUUGGAAAGAAGGUUCUAGUGGACCAGCUGAUCGCCUCACCAACAAUCGGGUUGUGGUAUUUCUUAGGUAUGGGCCUCACGGAGGGACACACUUUAUCCGAAGGAUGGGAGGAGUUCCGAGGGAAGUUCUGGGAAUUUUAUAAGAUGGAUUGGUGUGUCUGGCCUGCCGCUCAGAUGAUCAACUUCUAUUACCUCUCGCCCAAAUACCGUGUCGUGUACAUCAACGUGAUCACGUUAGGGUGGGACACCUACCUCUCCUACCUCAAACACAGAGAUGACAGUCUACACACUCACCUGACGUCAGACAGCGGCGCUGUGGAUUUACAGCAGGAAGCGUCCAAACCUCUGGAGGAGAAACCUUAG
Limanda limanda (common dab) is the source of this 1090-nucleotide messenger RNA. It is a transcript of the gene mpv17l2, whose product is annotated as MPV17 mitochondrial inner membrane protein like 2. NCBI's taxonomy places the organism in Eukaryota, Metazoa, Chordata, Actinopteri, Pleuronectiformes, Pleuronectidae. Gene Ontology annotation, cellular component: membrane; cytoplasm. Gene Ontology annotation, biological process: mitochondrial ribosome assembly. The transcript has 6 exons. The record is from RefSeq and is a predicted model, not a curated record. The coding region runs from base 443 to 1090 and encodes 215 amino acids.